Molecule: messenger RNA, 1162 nt
Organism: Aspergillus nidulans FGSC A4
Lineage: Eukaryota; Fungi; Ascomycota; Eurotiomycetes; Eurotiales; Aspergillaceae
Product: DUF1295 domain protein
Exons: 2
Coding region: 1-1080 (359 amino acids)
Source: RefSeq, a predicted model, not a curated record
AUGACGCUUCCACUUCCUGACGUCGAGUCUCUGGCAGACUGCGUUUCGUUCAACCAUGCCGUGCGACCAUUUCUGUCGCAAGUGGCUGCGCUCCCUGAACGUCUCCAGCCUGCGAUUGCAGCAAAAGAUGUAAAUGCUCUUAAGGACAUCUAUCUUUCCACCAAUCCGCUUGCGACCGCGCUUGCAUUUACUAUCUUCCUCUCUGUUCUCUUCAUCGUCUUCUCUGAGAUCAACCGCAACUACUCUCAGGUCGAUCGCUUCUGGUCUAUCCUCCCGUCCGUAUUCAACGUUCAUUUUGCUGUUUGGGCACGCCUUUCCGGCCUUCGUACUCUCAACUUGGAUACUAUCGCAGCUAUCUCCGUCAUAUGGAGCGUGCGCCUGACCUUCAACUACUGGCGUAGGGGUGGUUACAGUAUCGGCUCAGAGGAUUACCGCUGGUCUAUUAUCCGGUCCCGUGUUAACAACCGCUUCGCCUUCUUCCUCUUCAACAUCACCUUCAUCAGCGUGAUCCAGCCGCUCCUGCUACUCCUCCUCACGACCCCAACCUACAACUUCCUCCUCCUUGCGCGUCUUCCCGGCGGCGAAGCCUUCGAACUUCCCGACCUGAUCUUCUCCCGUGUCGCCUUGGUCUUCAUCAUUCUCGAGUUCUUUGCCGACCAGCAACAAUGGAGAUUCCAGAAUGCCAAGCACGAAUACAACACCUCCGCCAGGAUCCCCGGUAACCUUAAGGACCAGUAUGACCCUGAAGAUCUUGAGCGUGGCUUCGUCGUCAGCGGGUUGUGGUCGCUCUCCCGCCAUCCCAACUUUGCCGCGGAACAGGCCAUUUGGCUCACUCUUUACCUCUGGAACGCCUACCGAACUGAGCAUUAUGUCCAGUGGACUGCCCUAGGCGUCAUCGGCCUUAUGGCUAUCUUCCAAGGAAGCGUCCGCCUCACUGAGGAGAUCAGUGCUAGAAAGUACCCAGAGUACCAAGAAUACCAGGCUCGCGUCGGAAGAUUCAUUCCUCGUCUAUCUAUUACGCCUAGGUACAAAGGCAACAAGAACAAGAAGAGGGUUGCUCACGGCAAGAAAGAGGAGUAAAUAUGCAUAUUAUCCGUUAUAUCUAACGAUUUUAACUCUCCCUGGUUGGAAACGCAUACUUCGCUUCUUUUACAUGGGUGCA